Coprinopsis cinerea okayama7#130 is the source of this 3081-nucleotide messenger RNA. RefSeq names its product ankyrin repeat domain-containing protein 28. Lineage: Eukaryota; Fungi; Basidiomycota; Agaricomycetes; Agaricales; Psathyrellaceae. The transcript has 7 exons. The record is from RefSeq and is a predicted model, not a curated record. The coding region runs from base 1 to 3081 and encodes 1026 amino acids. Gene Ontology annotation, molecular function: protein binding.
AUGUCUCGUGAACAUAGCCCUCGCAAUCCGGGGCCCUCGAUGUUCACUGGCGCCAGUGAAGUCGCCAUCGGGGGCGGGACGUUCAAUAACGUUGGCCGCGACAUUAUCAAUGCCAGUACCACCCAUGUGUAUGUAGAAAACCAGCACGUCCAGGGUGCCCCAGAUUUUGGUCAGAGUCGAUUGGAGAUCAUUGCACGCUGGUUGACGCCGAUCAACUUCAAGAGACACCAAAGCUCAACCCUGUCUCGAGCUUUGGCUGGGACUGGGGAAUGGUUUAUCAAGGGAGAGAAGUUUACAGAGUGGGCGGCGAGCGAUGAAGGGCUUUUGUGGGGCAGAGGAAUGCCUGGGGCUGGGAAAACGACUCUUGUAUCUAUUGUGAACCGCGAACUCAAGCAGCAAUAUUCGCGCGACCGUGUCCCUAUCUUAAUGGCCUUCUGCGACUCGAUGGACCAGCAAUACACUCUUUGCGACAUCCUUUCAGCUCUUCUGAGGCAGCUCUUGGAAGACUACAGUGGAAUCCUCGAGGUCAUAGGCGAGCAUUAUAAGCAGCACCUGAACGACGAUACGAGGCCAUCGGAGGAAGAAUUGGCGCGAUGGCUAACCGAUGAGGUCUCCUUGUUCCCCAAGGCCUUUGUAACGAUCGAUGCGCUGGACGGGCUGUCUUCCCAGAAGGACAAAUCGUCGCUCCUCAAGAUUCUCAGGCGCUUGCAGAAGAAUAUCUUUGUCACCUCGAGGGUGGAAGGGAGCAUCCCCAACGCCGUUUUGGUUGACAUCCGAGCGCACGGCGACGAUAUACGGAAGUAUAUCUCGCAUCGGAUACAGGAGGAUCCCGGCUCAGACCUCGCUGACACGUUGGAAGGAAGGGAUGACUUCAAGGAGGAAAUGGUUUCAAGGCUCCAAGUUGCAUCAGCUGGGAUGUUCCUGCUAACGGUCGGACAGAUGGACACUCUUUCAGGCUGUACCACAGUCUCGAGCUUGAGGGAGAAACUCGACCAUCUCCCAUCGAGCGUCGAAGAAAUGUACCAGACCAACUGGGAUCGGGUCCUGUCGCAGGGAGAGGAGAGAGUUCUGCUGGCGAAGCGCAUCAUCGUGUGGUUGGUCAAGGCGAGGGAAGCUGUGACUGUACCUAUGCUUCGGCAUGCGCUGGCGGUGAAGGACAGUCGAGGGGAUAUUGAAUGGAAGUUUGACCUUGAGGAUUCGAUCGUCACUGAAAACACCAUCAAGAAGGUCUGCUGUGGGCUGGUGUCAGUGGUCGAAGCAGAAACGAUGACGAGGACCAUUCAGUUAGUCCAUCACACCGCCAAAGAAUUCUUUGCCUCACGUCUGGGAACAUUUGGCUUCCCGCCAGACAAUUUCCUCGCUGCAACAUGCGUCGGGUAUCUCAUGCAUUGCGGAUUCGAAAACCUCACGUAUGAACAGUGGCAUGGCCCACAUUACUGGCAUUCGAGCGACCUCCCUCCCAAUAAUUCUAUUCGAUGCUGGGACGACUUUCAAGCGUUCGUCAAGCAGCCCAAGUACCCAUUCCUCAAUUACGCCUACCGCCACUGGGCCUUCCACUCCCGAGAGGCCAGUCGGCAUCCACCAGACUUGCCACCGUGGAUUCUCAGCUUCCUUCUUCGCCAGACCAAGUAUCCCAUCGGCCUUGGAGCACCGCCUGACCGCACCGGCAACUGCGUGCCAUGUGGCCUCGCCUCCCCGUUGCAUAUUGCUGCAGUCUAUGGAUGGCACGAGGUCCUCCCAUUCCUCGAUCUCAAUGCGCACCCCACUUCGGGCAGGGGUCACUCCGCGCUUCAUACGGCAUCAUACUACGGACACCACGCUUUCGCCAGUGCUCUUAUCUCUUCGGGCCCGAAGGAUUUGCUCAUGGCGAAGGACUCGAGAGCGCGGACGCCAUUGGCCACAGCAUCGAGCGAGGGGCAUACCGAAAUUGUUGAGCUUCUUCUGGCGCAGCCUGGUUUGGAUCCCAAUUCUAAAGACGACAAAGGUUUCACGCCGCUCCAUAGAGCUUGUAUGCGAGGGCAGACGGAGUGCGUCAGGCUAUUCCUCGCCCAUCCCGAUGUCGAUCACAAGUGCCGAGACAAUACCUGCAGAACACCUUUGGUUUUAGCCGCGUCCUGGGGCCACAGCGAGACGGUGAAGGUAUUGCUGGAGGACGAGAGGCACAGAGCGCAGUUGCACUGGAGGUCCCAUUCAAAAUGGACCGCGCUUAUGUACGCCAUUGAGUUUGGCCACGAGGGAACCGUAGAUCUACUUUUGAAGGCGGAUUCGCAAAAGCUCAGGCACUUUCAGGCUCGAGACGGAUGCGGAAGGACUGUGCUCAUGAAGGCAGUUCGAAAAUGCAUCCACGGCGGAGCAGACUCGGAGGAGCACAGGUGGGGGAAAGAGAACCGCGCAAAGGCGAGCGGGUACAAGGCCAACGACGACACCCAACCCACGUCACAACAGGAUUCUCGCAUUCGUAUCGUUAAACUUGUCCUAGACGCUGUACCUUCUGGUUCUUGGGUCAACGUCAAAGACAAGUUCCAAAGUACAGCUUUGAUGGACGCGGCGUAUUGGGGGCGUGCCGACUUGGUCAAGCUUUUGCUCGACCACCCCUGUAUCGACGUUGGCGUCCAUGACCAAAACUGCGAUACUGCAUUACAUCUCGCAACCCGGCGUGGAUGUCUUCCAACUAUCGACGUCAAUGCCAAGGAAAGGAAGAGUAGGGAAACGGCGGUGUUUCACGCGGCUAAACAAGGCCUGAUCGAUUCUAUGGAAUGCCUCCUCACCCAUCCCAAUAUCAAUGUCAAUGUCCGGUGUACUAGCGGUCUUCAAACCCCACUGAUCGUAGCCUUGGAUAGAGGCCAUUUGGAUUGUGCCGUGCGCCUGUUAAAUCUCGAAGGAGUGGACGUGAUGCUUACCGACGCCGAAGGACGGACUGCGCUGAUGUACGCGGCUGUGCGCGGGUCUGUGGGCCUUGUAAAGGAACUCGUGAGGAAGGGUGCACAUGUGAAGAAGGCAGACCGAGAUGGAGGGACGGCGUUAGUGUACGCAGUUGAAGAGGGUUUCGUAGAGGUUGUGAAGGAGCUCAUCAGGGGGUGA